AUGGCGCAUCAAGCUGAGGAGAUUGUAGCCAACAAAGCUACUUACAACAUGAGGAUAGAAAAAGGAGCUCAGGCGAGUAGCUUGAACCAUGAAGGAGCUAAAGUGAGAAGCUUUAAGCUAGAAGAGGCUCAGGCGGGAAGCUUAAAGCUUGGAGGAGCUAAAGUGAGAAGCUUUAGGCUUGAAGAGAGAGCAGUUCAACCAUACAGUACAAGGUGUGAGAUUGAAACAGCUCAGAGGAGAAGAUCCGAUCUGAAGAGAGGCUGUGGAGUCAAGGAGACAAGCGCAGACCUAAGAAGAGGAAAGGAAGAACUCCAGAAGCUUGUGGGAAAGCUGAAGUAUCUAUGGAGAGAGCUGGAUGUGUUGAGAGUGAACACAUCAGUUCCGGGAAUGGUGCAAGAUAGGCUGAAGCAAGGUGUAGUCUUGAGCCUUUUAGUGAGUUUAAAUUCAUCAUAUGGUGAGAAGAUUAAACAAAGUAUCAAAGAGGACAAGCAGCUGGAUGUGUAUGGCAUAAGCGAGUUGUUUGAGUGUACCUAUGAAGGGUAUAAGAAGAGUAAGAAGCUGCUCCGGAAGAGGAGGAGGUAUAGAAUGCUGUCUAAAACACAUAUCAACAUGGGAAAGUGUAGGAAGAGUGUUGUGGGAGAGUGUUCUUACUCGGCCUAUAUGGGUAGUUCAGUGGAGGAUGGGCAGAUUAUGAAAAAGCUAGAGGCAAAAGGAGCAGAUGAUGUAAUAACCAAGGGGGAAUGGGAUGAGUUUGUGAAGUAUGUGUAUGCUUUGGCUACGACCCGGAGACAAGGUGCUCCUGCCUCAGCAUACACAUCUAGCAAACCCAUCAUCAUUGAUUCUGGAGCAAGUCAUCAUAUGAUCAGUGAUAGAAGCUUGAUGAGUGAGAUCAAGGCAGCAACAGGGCAUGUUUUGGUGGCUAAUGGUACUAAAGUUCCAAUAGAAGGAGUGGGAAAUCUGAAACUGUUUGAGAAGAACUCAGCUGCCUUCUAUUUGCCUCAGUUCACAUCAAAUCUGAUAUCUGUGAGGAAGGCCACAAUUGAUCUCAAUUGUCAAGUUGUAUUCAGGCCAAAUGAUGUUGAGUUUCAAGAUUUGAAGACUGGGAGAGUUAUUGGAAAAGGAGACAGCAAGAAUCAGCUAUAUCAUCUCCAAACAGCUAAGGCUUCUAAUCCUAUUGGAUUUUAUGUGUGGACUGCUCCAUGCUUGUCUAGAGACAGCAACAAGUACUUUGUGACUUUCAUUGAUGAGAGAUCCAAGUAUACUUGGCUUACAUUGCUUCCUUCUAAGGAUAGGGUGUUGGAAGCAUUCAUGAACUUCCAAGCAUAUGUCUCUAAUCAGUAUAAUGCUACGGUGAAGAUACUGAGAUCAGACAAUGGAGGUGAAUACACCAGCAAUGCCUUCAAGAGUCAUCUAGCUAAGCAUGGGAUUAGGUUUUGGGGUGAUGCUGUUCAGACUGCUUGCUAUCUCAUCAACCGGACUCCAACAAAGAUCUUGAAGAAUCUGUCUCCAUUUGAAGUUUUGAAUAAGAGCAAGCCUGUCAUUGAUCACCUGAGAGUGUUUGGGUGUGUUUGCUAUGUCAUGGUUCCUGGUGAGCAGAGAAACAAGUUGGAGGAGGUUAAAGUCUCUAGAGAAGUGAAGUUUAUGGAGUCUAGAGGGUACUAUGAGGAAAAGAAGUGGGAAGACUUGGAGGAUCUGUCUCAUGGACAAUCAGACAAGGCAGCAACACUAAGGAUUGUGUUGGAAAGGCUGGGGAUAGAUAUGUCUCGGAAUCAGGCUGAAGAAGCUAAAGGUACAACCCCUCUUGAUCAUGAGGGGAGAAUGGAUCUGAAUCAGGAAGUGGAAAAUGUUGCUCAGUCUAAUGAAGAAGAGCAAGGGGAGCCUACUGGUAUAAAUGAGCAAGGGGUUCAGUCAGGUGAAGAGGAGCAGAGUGGUGAAUCUACUGGGCUAGAAGAGGAAGUACAUAAUGAGGUUCAUACAGAAGAUCAGGUUGAGACAUUACGGAGGGCACAAGGAUAA
This is a messenger RNA of Raphanus sativus (radish), 2016 nucleotides long. RefSeq lists its product as uncharacterized. The record is from RefSeq and is a predicted model, not a curated record. Gene Ontology annotation, molecular function: nucleic acid binding. The coding region runs from base 1 to 2016 and encodes 671 amino acids. Gene Ontology annotation, biological process: DNA integration. The transcript is spliced from 6 exons. Lineage: Eukaryota; Viridiplantae; Streptophyta; Magnoliopsida; Brassicales; Brassicaceae.